Molecule: messenger RNA, 3083 nt
Organism: Perca flavescens (yellow perch)
Lineage: Eukaryota; Metazoa; Chordata; Actinopteri; Perciformes; Percidae
Gene: efna3a
Product: ephrin-A3a
Exons: 5
Coding region: 549-1223 (224 amino acids)
Biological process (GO): ephrin receptor signaling pathway; axon guidance
Cellular component (GO): plasma membrane
Molecular function (GO): ephrin receptor binding
Source: RefSeq, a predicted model, not a curated record
CGGCAUAGAUGGACACGUGAGCGCAUCUCUGCCAUCAGAGGGCGGGUUUGUAGCAUUGUGUGCGCAGCGUGUGGCCGCCGCCGCUGCUGCUGGUGAUGAUGAGAGGAGCGCAAGGUACACAAACCUUUCCACGGAGAUCCAGCGGCUUUAAAGCUGUACAAAGAACAGUAAACACCGGCCUCAGCUGUCUGUUCUGAAUGUGCAAACAUUGCCUUACCAAUACUGUGUUGUUCCUCUCUAAUGAAAGCAGAAUUGACAAACAAAACCAGGAGUGACUUGAAAGUGCGCAGCGGAUACAAGAAAGAAGUCGAGAUAGAUUUAGCACAAGUGAAGGUGUCCAAAUGGGUCUUGUCGCAAUGGGAUUUGAGUUGAAGAACACGUAACCACUCAGAAGUCACCCUGAUUCAAUCCGUUGUUAAGGUAACUGGGAACUUUAAAAGACGUUUUUGACCGCUGGGAUGUUGUGAACGAGACGUCGCCUGGGACAGAAGGAGCGGGGACGCAGAAGGAAGAGAGGGGACCAGGGCUGGACGAGCACCGGAGGGAUUAUGGCUCUCGCAACGUUUUCCCUCAGCCUCAUCACGCUGGCGCUUACUAACUUGCAUCUGUCGAGAGCCAGCGACCGGCAUGCGGUGUACUGGAACAGCUCAAACCUACAGCUACGGAGGGAGGGAUACACGGUGCAGGUCAGCGUCAAUGACUACCUGGACAUCUACUGCCCGCACUAUAACACCAGCCAGCGGGGGACGUUAGAGCGCACCGUGGCCGAGCAGUACAUUCUCUACAUGGUCAGCUACCGCGGCUACCGCACCUGUGACCCCCAGCUGGGCUUCAAGCGCUGGGAGUGCAACCGGCCCCACGCUCCUCACGCUCCCAUCAAGUUCUCCGAGAAGUUCCAGCGCUACAGCGCCUUCUCGCUGGGCUACGAGUUCAACGUUGGCCAGGAGUACUACUAUAUCUCCACGCCCACCCACCACCACGGCCACAGCUGCCUGAGACUGAGGGUCUAUGUCUGCUGCUCCACUGUUUCCCAGGCAGAUGAUGACUCCAGUCAGACCUCUCCCGAGUACACAGUCAGGCCAAACAUCAAAAUACACAACAUUGAUGAAUUUAACCCUGAAGUUCCCAAACUGGAGAAAAGCGUCAGUGGCAGCAGCCCAUCCCGUGACCGCCUUCUUCUUACCGUGGCAAUGCUGCUCGUGUCUGCUGUCCUUUUGUCCUAGCGACUUGUCACCGUGAGUGACACCUCAUGCAUGGCUGGGACCGCCUUGUCCAAAGGGCUUUGUAUCCACCAAGUUGUUGUAGUAAAAGUUGUCAGAAACACAGGAGAGGAUAAUGCAGAGGUGCAACAGAACCACAGUCAAAGGGGACACAGAAAGGAAAUCCUUGAAUAUAAACUUAACUAGACUUUUAAAAAGGAGAGGCCUUUUGCUGUCAUAUUUACACUAGUGUAUUUUGACACUCCAUGCGUUGAUGGACGUCAUUAUCCUAUGAAUACCACCGCAUUUCAUGCCACAACAUGGAGACCAUUCCGAUCAAACUUCUGUGCUGCUGUCAUGCCUGAGAAAGUGGACUUGUAAUAAAUUGGAUGUAGACUACACACUCUUAUUGUAGCAUGGAUAUAAAAAUCACAUGAGGAUUUUAAGCUGCACUGUUCAGCUGAUGAAAGAAAUGUUUUUUUGUGACUGUAAGCUUUGAAAAAGGUGGCAAACCUGGACUUUGCAGUGGAUUUUUAGGCCUUGGACCAUGGACUAGGAAUGCAAAUGUUUAAAACUCGACUUAGAUGUAGUUAAGAGCAAGCUGGACUCUAGAACUGUACUGAUCUUACCUGGGCUAUACAGGAUAUUUAUAUAAUCAGUCAGUGAUGAGAACAGCUGCCAUUAUCCUGGACAUUGAAGAAUGUUUUCACACUGGUGUGAGGGAGCUGCUGGUAAUAACAGCCCAAGGUGUUUCUUAAGAAAAGGGAAAGACUUUGUGAGGAUAUCCACAGGCCUUUCAAGAAACCAUUUUCACCAGACAUCAAAAAUACCCCUGGCUUUGUGAUAGGUACAGAUGCAAAGCCUGUGUUUUUUAGAAGAUAGCGAGUGUCCUCUUAGAACUAGUCCUUUGUCUGCAUUUUCUGCCUUCACACUGUAACAACCCUAGAAAAAUACAGACCCUGGACUAGUAAUUUGACGGCACUUAGACAUGGUAGAUGUGUGUAGAUGCAUUUACCUUCAGCACUUCGCAUAGAUUUUCCGGAUGUCAAACCUUUCUCCUGGCAGCAAUCAGCCGAGUUAUUCAGAAUACCACUAAUUUACAAUUCCCAAAAACCUCUCUCGCACCAAGUUCCCUUUUUAAUGCCAGACAAACCAAUCUAUUCCUUUUCCACUUCAGAGGUUCCCAGUCAAUCAGUGCUGAUGGUCAUUACAGCAGUCACAGUCACCAUGGAAACGACCCCAUACAGUCGCCAGAGUGCGGCAGCAGGUGCCUGAGGAGAAAUUGUGCUUUGAGUCUCAAAGUAACGCUGCCGCCAUUUUGUUAAAAAACAACAAAAAAAACACGUGUGAAUGUGCAAAUAAAGAGAAGUUCACUUUUUUAUAUUGUAAUACAACAUAGGCUGGCAAAUAAUCAGAUUACAAUGUUGUGCUUUUUUAAUUUAUUUACUUUUCAAAUGUAUUUAUUUUAACAUUAAAGUAUAUUAUUUAUUUACCUAAUUUAUUAAUGUGCAUUUGUAGGCCUUUGCUCAAUAAGCUAUUGUGCCAUUUUUUUAUUCUUUUUUUUAAACAGUGGAAUUUUUACUGCAGCAUUUUGCUUGUGUAGAUAAAUAAGCAGAUGUAAUUCAGCCUGACAAACAGAGAGGGUUAUUGGUUAUGACUAAUCAGUAGGGAUAUACACGCAGUAACCCUACUCUCAUGUAACAGAUACUGCUAACCAGAUUGUGUUGCUGAAGUGCAUGUCAUAAACCAACUUUGAAUGCACAAACAGAGUUGAUGGAAGAGCAGCAUUCCUCAAGUGCUGCACUUGCAAAAACGAAGGCGUCUGCAUUGUAAUGUAUAUUUAUAAUACAUGCUGGUUAUGGUGUGUGUGUGUGUGUGUGUGUG